GCCAAGGGCGCGUGUUGUUGACGUCAUGGUGUCCUCUGAUGCCGCAGGUCAACGUGAUUUUUGAAGCAACUGAGCCGAAACAUGAGGUGUUAAAUCUGUCUGUAUACUUUAGGGUUUAAGCUAAGUUUUAAGGCGAAGUUUUGUACAGUACAAGAUGUCUGCAUUCAGUAGGAGCGCGCUCUUGUUGUCUCUUGUUCGCUGUAUCAGGAGACAGCAGCAGUUUCCAUGCGUGGAGACUCUCAAUCCUAUUAAAACUGCGCAGUUUACAGUAGCACGAGGUCGAGGUGUUCAUUCAUGGUCAGCGAGAUAUUUUGCAGAUCACGAAAUCAAGAAUCCAUGGACAUUAUAUCAGCGAAGACUGUUUACUGAGGCACCGUCUAAGGAAGAUGAGUAUCCACCACUACCAGAAUACACCCCUCAUGAAGAGCCCCAAGCAAAGGAAGUGUUCAUCAUCCAGGCCAAGGGUUUUCCUUGGGCAUGUACUGCAGAGGACUUGAUGAACUUCUUCUCUGAUUGUAGGAUCCGAGGUGGAGUCGAGGGAAUCCAUAUAAUUCACAACAGGAACGGCAAAUCGAUGGGACAGGCGUUUAUUGAGCUGGAGCACGAGGAGGACGUUUGCAAAGCAUUGGAUCUGCACAAACAUUACCUGGGACAGCGCUUUGUUGAAGUCUAUGAGGUGACAAACAAAGAUGCUGAAGCCAUAUUAAAAGCUACACAGCAGUGUACAGAGUCGGAUGGAGCAGUGCGACUCAGAGGACUUCCCUUCAGCUGCUCAGAGAAAGACAUCAUUCAGUUUUUCUCUGGGUUGGAGAUUGUGGAAGAUGGAGUUACAAUAGUCCUGGAUAGGAAAGGAAGAAACUCAGGCGAUGCUUUUGUGCAAUUUGCCACUAAGGAAAUGGCUGAAGAGGCCCUAAAGAAAGACAGAGAAGUCAUAGGAAACAGGUAUAUUGAGAUUUUCCCCAGCAGGAAAAGUGAGAUCCAAGUCCAGCAUGGAAGAGGGCGAAAUGAGACGUCAUCUUUCACACCAGGAGCUGAGGACACGCCACGCACAAUGAAAGCAGCAAACAGUAGCUCUAUAUCAACAACACACAAUUUCAUUCACAUGAGAGGUCUGCCAUAUGAUGCCACAGGAGAAGACAUUGUCAAGUUUUUCGGUCCCAUCAGACUGGUGAAGGUUCUUGUAGAGUACGGCCCUGAAGGACGACCCACCGGUGAGGCAGAUGUUUACUUCAGAACACAUCAAGAUGCCGUUUUAGCCAUGUCCAAAGACCGAGAGUAUAUAAUGAAGAGAUAUAUUGAGCUGUUCCUGAAUUCAUCAGCAUCAAGGGAGGAACAAUAGGAUGAAAGUAAACUAUUUAAACUGUCUUAAUGCAUUGCAUCCCAGCCUAUUUAAGUGAUUCCAUGUAUAUUACAAGAAUACAUAUAACCAACAUUAAAAGAGAACUUUACAAUUA
Messenger RNA from Cyprinus carpio (common carp), 1454 nucleotides. RefSeq names its product G-rich RNA sequence binding factor 1 (gene grsf1). Gene Ontology annotation, biological process: regulation of RNA splicing. Gene Ontology annotation, cellular component: nucleoplasm; ribonucleoprotein complex. Lineage: Eukaryota; Metazoa; Chordata; Actinopteri; Cypriniformes; Cyprinidae. Gene Ontology annotation, molecular function: RNA binding. The record is from RefSeq and is a predicted model, not a curated record.